AUGCCUGUAUCAAUUAGCCAACUCGUCAAGCUGCAGUCUCAAACGGACAAUAUCCGAAACAUUUGCAUAUUAGCACAUGUGGAUCACGGCAAAACCACAUUAUCGGAUUCCUUACUCGCAUCGAAUGGUAUUAUUUCCUCUAAACUUGCUGGCAGAGUACGCUAUCUCGAUAGCCGAGAAGACGAGCAAGAACGAGGGAUAACCAUGGAAGCGAGCGGAAUAUCACUCUACUUUAAAGUUUUACGAAUUGGCGCCGAAGAACGUUCUGAUGAAUAUCUCAUAAAUCUUAUUGAUUCCCCCGGACACGUUGAUUUUUCCAGCGAGGUGUCUACAGCUUCAAGACUGUGUGAUGGUGCCCUGAUACUAGUUGAUGUGGUUGAGGGCGUUUGUACGCAGACACAUACGGUCCUCCGACAAGCAUUAAUAGAGAAUGUUCGGCCAGUCUUGGUCCUCAACAAAAUUGAUCGCUUGAUUACAGAAUUAAAACUUACACCAAUGGAAGCUCAUAUUCAUCUGAUAAAAAUACUCGAACAAGUAAAUGUAAUUGUGGGAACUUUUUAUGCCGGAGCUAUGCUUGAGGAAGAAGGCAGACGGCACGAAGCUGCACAGGCUGAGGACAAGGUUGACAACAAAUCUCAUCGAGACGCUCCAGAAGAUUUAUUUGAAGAACGAGAUGAUUCGAAUAUAUAUUUUGCUCCCGAUACAGGAAAUGUUGUAUUCUGCAGUGCCAUUGAUGGCUGGGCAUUCAGAGUAGAACAAUUUGCCCGAAUCUAUGCUGCCAAGCUAAAUGUCAAGGAGAACCUGCUCCGUAAAGUGCUUUGGGGUGAUUAUUAUCUUGAACCAAAGACAAAACGAAUCUUGUUACAGAAACACUUGAGAGGUCGUCAAUUGAAGCCCAUGUUUGUGCAGUUUGUAUUAGAAAACAUAUGGAAUGUUUACGACGCAGUAGUACUUAACAACAACCGCGAAAAGAUUGAGAAAAUAGUAAAAGCGCUCAAUCUAAAACAGUACUACAUAUCCUUAUUUUUCUUCUCCAUGAUAUUGUUUUUAAUUUCCAAAUCUUCCAUUCUAUUGGCACCCGACUAUUUCCUUGACUCUGCGUUCAUACUCGCAGUAGUCGAACAACUCCCAUCCCCAAAAGCAGCUCAACCAAUACGUCUGCCUCGAUUGAUAUACCCACACAGUGACAAAAUCGAAACGCCCAAAGAUGAUUUUGAAAGCAAACUAUACUCGUGCGAUACAGGUGAUUCCGCGCCAGUCGUUGCAUUUGUAUCAAAAAUGUUUGCUGUGCCAUCGAGAUUUUUGCCCGAGAAUAGACGGAGGCAGUUUACAGCCGAAGAAUUGCGAGAGAAUGCGAGAAUACGAAGAGAACAGAAAAGAUUAGCAGAGACUAAUUCUGUUACUGAAGGAGACAACAAUGUAACAAAUAAUGACGUCGCACUAAAAACCAAGCCGGAAGAAAAUGAUACUAAACGGAAAACGAAAUCAGAUGGUGUUACGGAAAAUGACAAAACAGAUGCGAAAGAAGACUCGCCGAAAGAGGCAUUUAUCGGAUUUGCCAGAUUGUAUUCGGGGAAGAUACGUGUAGGUCAAAAACUAUACGUACUUGGCCCAAAAUUUGAUCCUGCAUAUCCCGACAGAUAUUCUUCUGAAAUAACCGUGGAAAAUUUGUAUCUGAUGAUGGGUCGGGAGCUUGAAAACUUGCAAGAAGUUCCGGCUGGAAAUGUAUUUGGCAUUGGUGGAUUAGAAGGACAUUUGUUGAAGAAUGGAACAAUAAGUAGCACGAAAAAAUGUCAUAAUUUUGUUGGGACUGGUUUGGAGACUGCACCUAUAGUUCGUGUUGCACUUGAGCCAGCCGAUCCAUCCGAGAUGGCACAGCUUAUUGAAGGACUACAUUUACUAAACCAAGCUGAUUCAUGUGUCGAAGUACUAAUACAAGAAACUGGAGAGCAUGUCAUCCUUGCCGCUGGCGAAGUACACCUUGAGAGGUGUCUUAGGGAUCUUCGAGAACGAUUUGCCAGGAUAGAAAUCCAAGUAUCGUCACCAAUUGUUCCAUUUAGAGAGACGAUUGCGCCUGUUGCAGAUUCAACGCCUUUAAAAGAUCCUUUGGUUCCUCGAGGACAGAUUACAAUGUCUACUCCCAGCAAACACUGCACGCUCAAGAUACGUGCCGUCCCAUUACCGACAAACAUAAUGGAAUUUCUUGACCAGCAUGUACUUACAAUAAAAUCCAUGGUAGACGAACAACAGCGUAAGAAAACUGGGAAGAAUGACAAUGAGGAUAUGGAUGAGGCCUUGAAAGGAGUUGCUGUUAAGAGUAAGAAAUCGUUAAAUGCGGACGAGUUUUUCGAGCUAUUGGAAAAAGAGUUUGAUAAGGCUGGGGAUAGCGACCUAUGGAAAGGAAUUGUUGACAGGAUUUGGGCAUUCGGACCAAAGCGUGUUGGUGCCAACAUACUUGUGAAUCGAGUAUCAAAUUAUACUAGAAGAUCCUGGCGUCGUAAUGUGCAAGCGGCUUUCGAAACAUCACAGCUUCCGCAGUCUGAUUUGGACACCGAGAACCCGGUAGCAGAUGACAGUCAGAAUACAACAUUGAGUCUAAGAUCUUUUGACGAAAGCGUCCAUACUGGCUUUCAAAUGGCUACCAAGAGUGGUCCGUUGUGUGGAGAGCCAAUGAUGGGGGUUGUGUAUUUCGUUGACGAUUUUACAGUAAAUGUCGAUGAAAACAACGCAGAUGUAAGGUCGCAGCUAGCUGGACAGAUUAUGACGACGAUGAGAGAUGCAUGUCGACAGGCUUUUCUUGAAUGGUCUCCUAGGCUGAUGCGUGCCAUGUAUUCAUGUGACAUACAGGCAACAACUGACGUGCUUGGAAAGGUAUAUGCAGUAGUUGCUCGUCGAAAAGGCAAAAUUGUUUCUGAAGAGCUUAAAGAAGGGACAUCAUUCUUUUCAAUACAUGCUCUUUUGCCAGUGGUAGAGAGUUUUGGAUUUGCAGAUGAGAUAAGAACAAAGACCUCGGGCGUUGCUAGUCCACAGCUAAUAUUCAGUGGUUUUGAGAUGUUGGACGAAGAUCCAUUCUGGGUUCCUACUACGGAAGAAGAGUUAGAGGACUUGGGAGAGAAGGCAGAUCGAGAGAAUUUGGCGAAAAAAUACAUGGAGAGCGUCAGAAAGCGUAAGGGCAUGUUUAUUGAAAAGAAGAUAGUGGAACACGCUGAGAAGCAGAGAACACUGAAGAAGUAA
Molecule: messenger RNA, 3234 nt
Organism: Paraglomus occultum
Lineage: Eukaryota; Fungi; Glomeromycota; Glomeromycetes; Paraglomerales; Paraglomeraceae
Source: the annotation of a GenBank genome assembly